AAGGCUAUCUUUAAUACAACAACAUUGUAAUGAAGUCUUUGAAAUUUGAACAAUACGUGAUCUAACUGCUCAUCUGCUCUUCCUUGCAUAGUCAGUAAGCACUAAGUUACGGUUUCUACACCAAAAAACGUGGACAUGAUUGACUAAAUUGUUCCCUGAGAUGUUUAUUUUUGCUUGAUAUGUUUCUUUGUAUCCAACACUUCUGCAGUGAUGGGUGUCAUUUACAUUUAAAUGAGUUUAGCGAUCUAUAAAAUGAAUACAGCGUCGCCCACUCUGGUGCCUUCAUUAGAGCAGCUGGAGGCCAUGGUAAUUAUGUAUGGAUGACAUUUUAAUAGGAAAUUAAUGUUAUUCUGUUUAGCAUUGGAGCCAGAUAGUACCAACAGCGAGUGAUAAUGCAUACAAUCAUUGCAUGAAAAUGAUAUUUAACAUCGUGAUUCACCUAAUGAUGCAAGAUCCUUGGUAAAAUAUAUUGGACCAGAGCAGAGCACAAAAAGUAAAAGAUCUGACCCGGGACGAUUGACUUUCAGAUGCUUACAGUCUCAACUGGCAGUCUACGCAAUGCUCACAGGCUACCCAUUGAUUUCAAUGGGUAAAUUUGUUCCCCUAUUGGUAUUCAUCUUUCAUGUCACAGAGGGCGCCGUCAAAUCUAACGAGACACAACUGUACGAAGACCUAUUUAAAAAUUACAACAAAUAUAACCAUCCAACAGUCAAAGGGGCUGAUGCUGUCAAGGUCGUGUUUGAUUUCCAACUCAUUCGUAUAAUUGAUGUGAGUGCCAAGGACCAGUUCAUCAAGACUUAUGCCUGGGUUAACCAGUACUGGAAUAAUCCUCAGCUUAGAUGGGAUCCCAAUAAGUACAAUGGAAUCAAAGAAAUUCAUAUACAGCCAUCCGAUGUAUGGGUCCCUGAUAUCCUCUUAUACAACAAUGUUGAUGAAGAAGACCGUUUUGCUGGUGGAAAGUUUACUUACAAAACCAACGUUGCCAUGACACACGAUGGAAACAGCACAUGGCUUAACCCCGCUAUUUUCAAAAGUAUUUGUAAAGUGGACGUAACGUAUUUCCCGUUCGAUGAGCAGGAUUGCUCCCUGAAGUUUGGUUCAUGGUCCUUCGACAGCUCAAAAGUAGAUCUUCACGCACACGGUGGAAGUAUGAUGAACGACAACUACGUCAAGAACGGAGAAUGGAGGUUGACACUAUUGAAAUCUCAAAGAAAUAAACAAAAAUAUCAAUGCUGCCCGCACGAAUUCAUUGAUGUUACGAUACAGAUGCAGCUACAGCGAGAAUCGCUGGACUAUAUUUUGAAGUUAAUCAUUCCAUGCUCGCUGAUUUCUUCCAUGAUAUUUUUGGGUUUUGUUCUUCCGCCUGAAUCUGGUGAACGAAUAGGGCUGAGUAUCACAGUUCUGCUGGCAAUGACUGUGUUUCAACAACUCAGCUCCGAGCUAAUGCCUUCGUAUGGAUUUCCACUGCUUGGGCAAUACUACUUCGCCUGUAUGAUCGAGAUAGGCGCUUCCCUGGUUGUCACUACUCUCAUACUAAAUUUUUAUCACCGUAACAGUCGACGAAUGCCAAAAUUUUUGAGGGUUGUGAUAUUAAAAUGGCUGGCUCGAGUGGUAUUCCCAAAAAGUAGCGCCAAAGACUGGGAAGUGAUUUCAACAAAUGUGGAAGCGCCCAAUUGCAAGUCAACUGCGAAUGGUAAUGGAGAACAGGGCGACUCUGAUAGCGAAAAAGGUUCGUUUUUCCUCGUGCAAUCGCUUUUGGAGCACGACAAAUCAAAGAUUUCUCCCACAUAUUCCGAUCCGUGGAUCCCAUUGGAAAGGAAGAAUGAGUUUGGCAAUUCAGCAAACGGCACAUCACACUACAAGAACACAAAUGGCCAAGCUUACGACAUGCUAUCAGGAAACAGGUCCAGGCAUACUGGAAACCAAAGAAAAACAAGAUUUUCAAACUACCAAAAUAACACCCGGAGAAAGACCUCAAGGAAUCAUUGUUGCACUCAUCGCCAAAGCCCCGAGAAAAGAGGCUCGUCCAUUGGUGCUACAUCUAUUCUUUUGGACCUUUUUCAGAGUACGAACGACUCGGAGCUUUCGCCACAAAUGUUAAAGAACCAAAAGGAGUGGAUUAAGGCGGCACGUGUGUUGGAUAGACUGUUUCUGAUUAUCUCCGUGUUGAUUGGUGUAACUACUCUCUUUGCCUUGUUUCUAAAGGCUCCAAGGUUUCGUUGAGAUAACUUGAACAGAGGCUUUAAGUUAAGUGUAUGUGCAAUAUUCACAGAAAGCGCGCCCAAAAAGUUGCUUUAAAUGGCAAAUAUAACAUGCUUUCUUUGCACUCAAAGAAAGAGAAAAACGACUUCAUCGAAGCUUUUUUCUCCGUCAGGAAGAUACCUUUUCAUUUUGAAAGAACGAGAAAGGCAUUAACUCAUUUGAAAUUACAUUUGUAUGCAAGUUGAAUUUCAGACUUACACAAAACAAAACAGAGGCAUCCAUUCUUUUUGAAGAGGGAGAUUUGGGUAAGGGAAGCCCUCUUUCUUCUUUUCUUUUUUUUUUGGCAUCUGUUAUGUUGUCUUCCUUGAAGUGCCUUUAAUCAUUCAUGAAAAGCAUUAUUUUGAAAUUAAAUUCUUUCGCGAUUCAGUCAUGGAUCAGUUUUAGGCUGCUACAAGUUCGCGUCCUGUCUUUCAAGAAGUUAACUUUUCGAUUCCGUCGAGCGAGCGAAGGAAAAUACCAUGUAAAAGGAAAAGUAAAUGAGCCAAGGAGUUACAACCUUCUGGAAAAAUGAAAGUGAGCUUGAAUCAUUCAGAGUCUUAGUUAUAACGAAACGAUAAAAAACGAAGACAAAAUAUGCUGUCUUCUGACCGAGAAAGGGAAGCCGAUUCAGUAUAGUAAGAAUAGUAUGGACUUCCGAGUGACCGAUACUUUUAAAAGAAGGAAGUGAACUCUAUAUUAGCUCCUUUCAAUUUGAGUAUAGGUCAGGUCGCCCCGUUGCGAUGUCGCCUCAAGCCAUGACGCGCCAGAGCUAAUACACCGCGCGUCACCCUGCACAAUAUUGACUGAAGUUGUUUCAAGACCAGUUAACGGUAUGGUUAUAUCAUUUGGUCCAGAAAUACCUAGUUCCGAUCGUUGAGGUCAAAUUUAUAUUUUUCCUUUCUUUUGAGAUUUUAUUUAUACAUGUUUCUAACUGAGCCACGGAUCAGCUAUGAGUGAAGAUCUUAAAUUUAACCAUUUCACUUAAUGAUCCAUGGAAAUUUCCGUACACGUGUCUGAGUCAAUUAAGACCAAACACUUUACAAUUCACCAUGCUGUGCAACCUUUGGAGUUGUGGCGUAACAGCCCUCAAGGAAGGUCAUAAGCUUUGCAAAUUAGUGUGAGAAAGCAUAUAGAGAUAACUAACGUAUUAAUCCAUUAUGAAAAGUUGGAACAUACCAGUAACUAUGAUCAUAUUAAAUAUAUUAAUUAUGCACACCAAUUCAACUACAUUAAUUUUCUUUUCUUUUUUCGGACUGGAUACAUCAACCUACAUGUUAUAACCAUGGAAGAGAAGAGAUGUAAGUGAUUAAUUAAGAAUAAGAUGUGAGAGAGUAAGUAAGGGUAAGAGAGAUGUAAGUGAUGUAAUGUAAUAUCCAUGUCAAUUAGAAAUUAAUAACAAUUAUUUUCCAAAGUAAAAGUUUGUUUCAAUGGUAAU
This is a messenger RNA of Pocillopora damicornis (cauliflower coral), 3676 nucleotides long. RefSeq names its product acetylcholine receptor subunit alpha-1-B. Gene Ontology annotation, cellular component: membrane. The record is from RefSeq and is a predicted model, not a curated record. Gene Ontology annotation, biological process: monoatomic ion transmembrane transport. NCBI's taxonomy places the organism in Eukaryota, Metazoa, Cnidaria, Anthozoa, Scleractinia, Pocilloporidae. Gene Ontology annotation, molecular function: transmembrane signaling receptor activity; extracellular ligand-gated monoatomic ion channel activity.